CCUACAAUGUAUACCAAGUUAAUUAUCAGGCUUUUCUACGUACAGAAGGAUUGAGGUUCUCUGAUGGUGUGGUUCCUGCCAACAAUGUGGAGGAUAGUCCUUUGCCUGCAUGGAAUGACAUGAGAUCAAAUAGCUCUGCUGGCUCUGAUGUUUUCUUGCCUGCUGGUGGGGAGUCUGUGAUCAUUGAGGUUCCACUGGUCCGCAAUUCUUUGUUUUUACCAGCUUUACCUGAUCCAGUUGUUGCUACUAAGCUGCCUGCUGAAGAUGGAUCUGGGCAUUCGUCCUUAAUCAGCUCAGUGGUGAAUUCAUCCUUUUUGCCUAAUCUGUUCUGUGAUGCUAAGCAACUUUGGUCUCCCUCUUGUCCUCCCAUAUCUCUUAUUAUAUCCAAUUUCAAGAGGAAUGCUCAACAUAUGGAUUACUUCAUUCCAGCUAGGAGAGUGGUUAGGAAGCUAUGUUUUGAGACAGUUGCUCCUCCUUUUGGUGUUGUUGGUCCUUCUCCAUCUUUGUCUAUUGAGGAUGUUCAGCCAGAAACCCCUAAGAAGAGAGAUAGAAAGCCUAAGCUCACACCUGCGGUUUCCUCUGAUCUUCACAGAAACCCAAGAUCUAACAUAUACAAGGGGUUUAAAGUUGAUCUUCUUUCUGGUUCCAAGAAGAAGAGCUCCGAGGUCAAGGGUAAAGUGAUCAUUGACAUGUCAGAAUCCUCUUCCAAUAUUCCUGCUCUCAUCUCUGUGGAGGAGUUGCAGAAGAUUGGGAAGACUUUCUAUGCUAUCCCUGAUGAAGAAAUUACCACUGACAAGUUGGAGGCUGAUGGGCAGUUGGACUAAUCUCUGUGCUAUCUCUACUGGUCAUUAGUUGUUGCCUAUCUUAAAAUGCUUUUAUGUUUGAGUGAGACUAUGUGUGUGGGUUAUUUUGGUCCUGUAAUUCUGAAGUGUGUGGGUUAUUUUGGUUCUGCAAUGCUGAAUUGUGUGGUACUUUGUGUGCUGGACCUGCUCUCUUUAGUUAUAUGUCAAGCUUAGUUCGUAAUUGGAAUGUGAUCUGCUGGAAUGUGCGUGGGAUUGAUUCUAAAGAAAAGCAUGCUCCUCUUAGAAAA
Messenger RNA from Brachypodium distachyon (stiff brome), 1090 nucleotides. RefSeq lists its product as uncharacterized. NCBI's taxonomy places the organism in Eukaryota, Viridiplantae, Streptophyta, Magnoliopsida, Poales, Poaceae. The coding region runs from base 120 to 824 and encodes 234 amino acids. The transcript has 2 exons. The record is from RefSeq and is a predicted model, not a curated record.